AUGAGCAAGCGGAACAUCAGUCUCCUGUCGAGCUUUAAAAAGGGGUUUCGCUUCCAAAAAUCAUCGUCCCAAACGACUGAUCAUGAGUCGGAGACUGAAGCGCCUCGCUCAGCCUCGACACCAGGACCCAAACUGAAGGUAGAAGACCUCGGAUUUCUUGAGAUUGCAGCUGGGACUGACCCCGAUGUUGAUAUUAUCGCUAUCCAUGGCCUGGAUGGUCACAGAGAGGGGACUUGGAUAGCCGCGAAUGGCAUACUGUGGCUUCGUGACCUUUUACCAGCCGAUAUUCCAAAUGUUAGGAUACUCAGCUAUGGAUAUGACGCGGACACUCGCAGCUGGGAGUACGUUUCAACACAGACGAUAGAUCAGCAUGCAGAUAAAUCCAUGAAAGAACUCUCAAGAGAACGGAAGAGCGCAACCCGACGACCAAUUAUAUUCAUAGCACAUAGUCUGGGUGGUAUCAUCCUCAAACAGGCGCUUGUUAUCUGCCAUAACCAGAGUCUACAGUCGAAAGGCCAUCUUCGCGAUAUCCUAGUCUCCACUCAUGGUGUUCUCUUUUUCGGAACACCUCAUUCAGGUACAAAAGGCGCAGAGUUCUUGCAAAUGUUCAAUCGUCUUUUCUCAGUCUACAUGAAGGCGACGAACAAUCUUCUUCAGCAUCUUCAAGAAAACUCCUCUAAGCUAGAGGAUAUACAACGCCUAUAUUUGUCGGCUAGCGAGAAACUCAAUACAGUCCGCUUUUAUGAGGAGCAUCCGACUCCUCUCAUAGGCGAUCGACGAGAGAUAAUUGUACCACAUUACUCUGCUACUCUGAUUGGCGAUCGUCAAGCAGAUCAGGAAGUCCUCCAUGCUGAUCACUGUCAAAUGGUCAAGUUUUCCGGCAGAACUCAGAGUAACUACAAAGCGGUUCUCUCCUACAUCAAGGACUGGGUGGAAGAAGCGGCUGUUGUAGUCGAGGAGAAAUGGACCGUAGAGGAAGCUUGUCGAGAUGUUUGGAGAGAACCCUCGAUACCCUCGAUACCCUCGAUUACUCUACCCAAGCCGCUCCCCCCUGUCUCGAGAAAUUAUACUGCGCGGAAGGACAUCCAGUCGAAAAUGACUUUAAAAUUACUUCCAAGCAUCGGAGGUCACCAUCAACCACGUUGCAUCUUACAUGGGAUGGGAGGCACUGGCAAAACACAGCUCGCGACGCAUUGGAUUAGGGAGCACGAGAAAAACUUCAACAGGGUAAUCUUCGUCGACGCCACUAGCAAGCGGCAGCUUGAAGCAGACUUACGAAGAGCAAUACGUGUAGUUGGUCCCGAAUACGCCAAUAUAAAAUGGGAAGACGCAAUUGCUUACCUGGAUGGCAAGGAAAAGGGUUGGCUGCUUUUCUUCGACAAUGCCGACUCACCAGAACUCAAUCUCGAUCCAUACCUUCCUUCCUCUAUUCACGGAUCAAUAUUGAUCACUACAAGAAACCAAGGCUGUAAAGCGUAUGCUCUAGAUGGCGCAAUUUACGUCAGCAGCCUUUCAGAAAGCGAGGCUGUAGACCUCCUUCAUAGUAUUGCCAAUGUCACGCCUGCAUCCAACGAUGUGUCUAUGGAAAUUGUAAAGGAGCUAGGCAUGCUGGCGUUGGCAGUCACUCAAGCAGGAGCGUACAUUUUCAAAACUCGGCGUCUCAACAGCUACCUGAAUACUCUUCAGAGCCACCGAGACAGACUUCUGCGUGAAGAUCCGCUCAAGGGCACCAAAUAUCCUUACUCAACCUAUGCAGCAUUCGAUUUAUCCUUCCAUCAGUUACCAAGCAAGGCGCAGGAACUCCUGAGGAUAUGCGCAUAUCUUCAUCCUUCAGGAAUCCCGAUGGCUUUGUUCGAGUAUUCGACUACUUCAGACUUUACAGCGCACACAGUCCUAGAAAGCUGGCCUCCACCAAAAAGCGACGAGGUGGUCAUUUCUGACCUCAAGAGGAUUAUUGGGCAAACGUGGGAUGAGGUAUCGUUCCAGGAACUAGUAGAGGCUGGUCAGCGAGCGUCUUUCAUCUACGCAUAUACAGACGAAGCGGGCGGCCUAUUUUACUCUGUUCAUCCGCUCCUUCAGCGAUACAUCAGGGAUUCCCUAGGAGUAGAGAUUGAGAGCCAGUAUGCAAGCAUGGCCUCUCAGUUACUGCUUGGAGCCACACGGCCUAUAGAAGCUAGCAAUAUUUGGUACCGUCAAUUGUUGCCGCACAUCGAUGCUCUUCCUCAGUGGUCAAAGUUGCCAAUAUCACGCACGCACUUGUAUUUUAUCAAGUCUACGAGUCCUCGGGCGACUGGAAAGCGUGUAAAGGGUUACUAG
Molecule: messenger RNA, 2316 nt
Organism: Serendipita indica DSM 11827
Lineage: Eukaryota; Fungi; Basidiomycota; Agaricomycetes; Sebacinales; Serendipitaceae
Source: the annotation of a GenBank genome assembly